AUGGAGUUGUCCGCCGAUAAGGUGUUCGAACGUGAAAAGAAACAUGACAUGAUGUUGGACUUGACCUUGGGUGAUCAGAAGGCCGAUAAUCUUUUUGCUGGCACGGACCAAACACCAACGCCCACACGUCUAAUACGCAAUUGCGAGGAGGUCGGACUCUUUGAAGAUUUACGACAUGUGAAUCCCUUCGAGGAAACCUUUCGACGUGCCUGCGAACAAAACCAUGGGCAGACACCUAUGCGUCCACUAGACUCUGUGGAGGCAAACGCCGAUGAGGAUUCGCUGCACACACCACAAGUGUAUCCGCCACUGGACGCCAUACAAAGUAGUGAAAUGCUCACCAAGCCAUUGGACAGUCCCUCCUCAGCUACUGUGACGCUGGAUGUUCCCGUUGUCGAUGAGUUACUCAAUGCAGCAGCGGACGCCUACAAAAUCGGCACAUCGCGUCAGAAUUCAAACACCUCUACGACAUCUUCAGGAGGUUAUGGCAAAAUUUACAAAUAUCGAGCAAUUGCUGAAAAGCCCUCAGCAACAGGGGUGGCGAGCGGAUCUCCGCGCAUACCAUACAUACAUCUGCCAACAGCGGCCAUACAGUUGGUGCAGCCGCAGCUGAUAACGCUGACUUUCCCCGAGAGCAAUGGCAACAAAAACUUGGCUGCAAACUUGGAAGCCAAGCCAUUAGGUACUGUCGCUAACAAUGCAAUACCAAUACAAACUGUUAAGCCUUUCAUCAUGCCGAAGUUGGCAGUCGCGGCGACAGCUAGCGCAACUGCAUCUUCAGCUAGCGGUACAACAACAACGACAACUGCAUCUCCAGCUACCGAUACAACAACAACAACAACAACAAAGCUAAAAAAGACAUCGACUGCAACGCAGUUGCCGCCGCUAAACACAAAAGCUCACAGCACCACCGCCAGUACCUCCACUGCCAAAACGGCAACAGCCCAAAGUCAGCUAACGACCCUGCAGCCACCGCAUGAACCAAGCAGCGCCAGCCUUACGCCCACCUCACAACUGCCCAUUAAAGAGCGUCUCAAGGCAAUUCUGAGUCUUGGCAAUAAAACGCACACGGCAGCACCACUGCAACCUACCAAAAGCAGUAGUCGCCGAGUGCGUGGCCAAGCAGUCGCCGCGGGUAAAUACGAUGAAGAUUCUAUGACGCGCAGGCGUGCAGCGGCCACACGUUAUCGCAUCAAAAUGCGUAACGAACACAAGGAUCUGCGCAGGCGCAACUGCGAACUACAGGCGGAAAACGAUAAGUUACGCACACACAUCAAACGACUAGAGCAGGAGUUGGCUAAAAGUCAGCAGCAGCAGCAGCAACAACAAAUUAUAUCAACAUCAAAUGGCAACUUACAAACUGUGCCGACACAAGUACAAAUCCCGCCCUCAACGCUGCAUCUGGUAAUGAAUAUACCGACAAUGGUUGUGCCAGCUGGGGGUCAACCUUCCUUGAUACAGCCAAUCACUUAUCGGGUGGAGAAGAAAUAAAGCAUGCCGCAGAUAGCCGGAGCU
Messenger RNA from Rhagoletis zephyria (snowberry fruit fly), 1515 nucleotides. It is a transcript of the gene Atf-2, whose product is annotated as Activating transcription factor-2. Lineage: Eukaryota; Metazoa; Arthropoda; Insecta; Diptera; Tephritidae. The record is from RefSeq and is a predicted model, not a curated record.